This is a messenger RNA of Onychostoma macrolepis, 3434 nucleotides long. RefSeq lists its product as uncharacterized. The transcript has 2 exons. The coding region runs from base 2665 to 3279 and encodes 204 amino acids. NCBI's taxonomy places the organism in Eukaryota, Metazoa, Chordata, Actinopteri, Cypriniformes, Cyprinidae. The record is from RefSeq and is a predicted model, not a curated record. Gene Ontology annotation, molecular function: nucleic acid binding.
AAAUGAAGAGACUCAUUUUAAUUAAUUUUAAUGGGAAAAAAUCGCUCAUAAAAAUAGUAUAAAUAUUGUAUAGUAUUAUAAAAUGAUAUCAAAAAUAUUAUUGAACAAAAAUAUAUUACAUUGAUUUUCUUAAAACCAAAAAUAAAACAAUCAUUUCAAGUACCAAGUGUGACCCAAAAAUGAAGGGACUUCUUAAUUAAUUUUAAUGGAAAGAAAAUGCUCCUAAAAACUGCAUAAAUAUUGCAUAGUAUUAUAAAAUCUUCUUAAAAUUCUAAAUUCUAAAAUAUAUUACACUGAUUUUCCUGAAGAAAAAAAAAGAAAAUAAAGAAAAUAAUUUCCAGUAGCAAGUGACUAGAGUUUAAUUAAUUUUAAUGGAAAAAUAGCUCCUUAAAACUGUAUAAAUAUUGCAUAGUAUUAUAUUUUUGUUCAAUAAUAUUUUUUUAUUAUUAUUUAGAAUUUUAAGAAGAUUUUAUAUUACAUUGAUUUUCCUGAAGAAAAAAAAAGAAGAAAAGAAAAUAAUUUCCAGUAGCAAGUGUAACCCAAAAAUGAAGAGACUCGAGUUUAAUUAAUUUUAAUGGAAAAAUAGCUCCUAAAAACUGUAUAAAUAUUGCAUAGUAUUAUACAAUCUUCUUAAAAUUCUAAAUAAUAAUAAAAAUAUAUUAUUGAACAAAAAUAUAUUACGUUGAUUUUCCUGAAAAAAUAAAAUAAUAAUAAUAAUAAUUUCAAGUACCAAGCAUUACCCAAAAAUGAAGAGACUCAGUUUAAUUAAUUUUAGUGGAAAAAUAGCUCAUAAAAACUGUAUAAAUAUUGCAUAGAAUCAUAAAAUCUCCUCAGAAUUCUAAAUAAUAAUCAAAAAAUAUUAUUGAGCAAAAAUAUAUUACAUUGAUUUUCAUAAAAAAAAAUAAAAAUAAUUUCAAGUACCAAAUGUGGCAUGAAAAUGAAGAGACUCAGUUUAAUUCAUUUUAAUGGGAAAAAAUAGCUCAUAAAAAUGGUAUAAAUAUUGUAUAGUAUUAUAAAAUUAUAUCAAAAUUCUAAAUAAUAAUCAAAAAAUAUUAUUGCACAAAAAUAUAUUACAUUGAUUUUCCUAAAAAUAAAAUAAAAAAAACACAAUCAUUUCAAGUACCAAGUGUGACCCAAAAAUGAAGGGACUCAGUUUAAUUCAUUUUAAUGGAAAGAAAAUACUCCUAAAAACUGUAUAAAUAUUGCAUAGUAUUAUAAAAUCUUCUUAAAAUUCUAAAUAAUAAUCCAAAAACAUUACUGAACAAAAAUCGAAUACGUUGAUUUUCCUAAAAAAAAAAUUAUAAUAAUUUAAGUACCAAUUGUGGCAUAAAAAUGAAGAGACUCAGUUUAAUUAAUUGUAAUAGGACAAAAAAAUAGCUCAUAAAUGGUAUAAAUAUUGUAUAGUAUUAUAAAAUGAUAUCAAAAUUCAAAAUAAUAAUCAAAAAUAUUAUUGAACAAAAAUAUAUUACAUUGAUUUUCCUGAAAAAAAAGUGUGACCCAAAAAUGAAGAGACUCAGAGGAUUAAAUGCUUCAGAUGAAUGUGUUUAAAGUCCAGCUGCACACUCACUCUAGCAAUGCUUUGAAUGUUGGUUUUCAAAUAUAAAAGAAGAAGAAUGUAAUUUUAGUCUGAAUUCUAUAACAUUUAUAUGUAUCAGACGGUUAAAAGCAACUUACUGUGCAUUCAGACUAUACUUUUUUUUUGUUUUGUUUUUUUAUCAGUACGUGUGUUCCCUGGGAAUUGAACCCACAACCUUUGCACUGCUAACACAAUGUUCUGCCACUGAGCUACAGGACAGGAACUAACACUAAAACUACAUGAACUCAAAAAUAUUCUAAAAAUUCUAAAUACAGUUUUUGCCUAUUGCUUACACACUAAAACCGAAUGCUUAGACCAAAGCCUCAAUACCUAAACUUCUUGCAGCAUACCUUAAACAGUGUAACCACAGCUUAAACACAUUGUCAACUUUGCACUUUGUUUGCAAUUCUAUAACACACUUAUUGCAAAACACUACACACGUUUUCUUACAUUAGACACUUUGUUCAAAAACGAAAUCACCUGUUAUCAUUGGGAAAACACUCUGUUCAAAAUACUCAUCUGGCAACUGUAGGCACUUACAUACACACCUGAAAACACUUGCACACAAAACAGAACACCAAUCGGUCUGAGCCUUAGCACUACAAAUAGACAUCAAGUAAGCCAUUUUGAGAACUUUGCAAGCAUGGAGGCAAUGAGAGUCAGAGUAAGAGGAGGACAAAGAGAGAGAGGAGUCGGACGUGGACGUGGAAGAGGACGAGGACAAAGACGAGGACCAGUGCGGAGACGUGUAUCAGAUGACAUCAGGGCUGCUCUGGUGGACCAUGUGAUAAAUCAUGGCCUGUCCGUGAGGAAGGCUGGGCAAAGAGUCCACCCUAACCUCAGUCGCUACACAGUAGCAUCAAUAAUAAGGACAUUUCCGACUGGAGAACAGGUAUAUCUUCGAGUUUCUACUCCAGACUGUACCUACUGUAUGUGUCACAUGAUUCUGUAUCAUAUUACAGUAUUACUGUACUAACUGUACUAUGCAAAAUGGGUAGUGCUGUGAAGUAUAUGUAAAGGAAUACCAUUGUGAUGUUACAGUGCUGUGUACAGUUUGAAAGUACAGUAUGUGAAAAAGAACCUAACCAAUGACAUCUUGUGGUGGCAUUUUCUACAGAAUGGUUGGACGACCUCCUCAAGGUGGAAGGAAACGGCUCUUCACUCAACAACAUGAGCUUGCCAUCAUUGAAAUGGUGCGAGAAAAUAAUGCAAUCCAACUUCGUGAGUUGCAACAACGUAUAAUUGCAAAUAGAAAUAUAUUCAACAAUAUCAACAGGAUCAGCAUUUCUACACUAAGUCGCAUCCUACAGAAACAUACCUUCAGAAUGAAGCAGCUGUACAGGGUGCCAUUUGAGAGGAACAGUGUCAGGGUCAAGGAUCUGCGCCAUGAUUAUGUGCAGACAGUUCUGGAUUUUGAUGCCGGCGAACUACCACAUGAGUUCUUCUAUGUGGAUGAGGCAGGCUUCAAUCUGGCCAAAACCAGGCGUCGGGGCCAUAAUAACGUAGUUGGACCAAGGGCUGUUGUAAAUGUCCCUGGGCAGCGUGGAGGAAAUAUCACCUUGUGUGCUGCAAUUAGUGUCCAAGGAGUCCUGCGUCACCGUGCCACUCUAGGUCCCUACAAUACAGGACAGAUCAUUGCAUUUCUAGAUGCACUACAUGCAGGACAGACCACAGCAGCCCAGGUUUGUUGUCAUCUGGGAUAAUGUUAGUUUCCACCGGGCUGCUCUGGUCCGAGAUUGAUUCAACAAGUUGUUGACAACAACCAUAACCAUUUCACACUUUUAUACCUGCCCCCUUACAGCCCCUUUCUAAAUGCAAUCGAGGAAUUAUUUUCUGCGUGGCGGUGGAAAGUAUAUGA